AUGUCGCUAGGAAAACGUGACGGUCUCUACGUAUACAUUGAAUUUAAAUGUGAAAACUGUAACAAUAAAACUGAUCCAUCUUCAUCACCACGAGUGCCGAAUUCUCAUCGUAGAGAAGUGAACGUUCGUCUACAAGUUGGUGGUCAUCUAGCCGGCAUCACACAGGGGGGAAUCGCAAAACUUUUUGGCGCUAUAAAUCUACCACCAUCUGUAAAAGAAGAGCAUUUCACGGCAACAGAAACCUAUCUAGCGCCUUCGAUACUCAAAGCACAAGAGCAGUCAAUGCAGAAAGCCGUUGAGAUCACAGUAUCAGACGCGGGCGAGAAAGGAGAAUUUGCGUAUAUUGACUGGCGAUAUAAACGAUAUUUAUGUUUAUGGCAAACAUGUAGAUCAAAUAAUAUUGAAGAAAAAAAAAUAAUUAUGCUUGAUUUUAUACACUCAAAUCAUAGAAAAAAGACAAUGAAAAAUCUACAAGAAUGUAUAUUGCCUGUUAUUGAUACUAGAAACAGAAGAUUAUGUGAAACAUUUGCAAAUAGUUCUACAUCAUUGCCGAUUGUAGAACAGCGAGGUAUCGUUUCAAAUGAUUACAUUGAUUCGGAGCAAGCAUCAUUCGAAGAAACAGCGGGAAUUGUUUCAAAUACUGACAAUCGCCAUAUGAUAUGUGUUACAUUUAGAAGUUUAGUUUUAGGUUUAUUAUUUACCAUUUUAUUAUCAACAUUAAAUCAAUAUUUUUUAUUUAAAUCUAAUUCUUAUUCAUUUCCAAUUAUUUUAGUAUUACUCAUAUCGUAUCCGAUGGGUAAAUUUAUGGCAUUUAGUUUAAGAAAAAAACCAAUUCAAAUUUGGCGUUGGUCUAUUGAACUUAAUCCUGGUCAAUUUUCCAUCAAAGAACAUGCACUUAUAUUUAUAAUUGCAUUUGUUGCUAAUCUACCUACAUCAGCACUAGACACUAUUGUUAUUAAACAAAUUUAUUAUCAAUCAAAGACAAACUUUAGUUUAGGAUUAUUUCUGCUUAUUUCAGCACAAGUCAUGGGAUACGGCAUGGCAGUGUUUUGGUCGGGUCGAGCCGGGCCGAACUCAAAAUUUCUAAGCAUACCUGGAUUUGUAAUUUAUAUGUAUCCUCAGUACUGA
Messenger RNA from Didymodactylos carnosus, 1128 nucleotides. NCBI's taxonomy places the organism in Eukaryota, Metazoa, Rotifera, Eurotatoria, Philodinida, Philodinidae. The record is from the annotation of a GenBank genome assembly.